AUGCUCAUUCUCAUCCCCGGGAUCACGGGCAACCUAGGAAAGGAGCUGUGCGCCGCGGCGCUUGCGGCGGGCCACAGGGUCCGCGGCCUGGGCCGCAGCCCAGAAAAGCUGCCGGCGGAGCUCAGCUCGCGGCUCGAGUCCUUCGUCAGGAGCACGUCGUACGCCGACGUGGCGGCCUUCGACAGGGCCUGCAGCGGCGGGGUCGACGUCGUCAUCGUGGCGUGGUCGGCGCACCCGCUGCUGCAGCUGGACGGGCAGCUGCUGCUGCUGCGGGCGGCCGAGCGGGCGGGCAUCCGGCGCUUCCACUCGGCGUCGUGGAACCUGGACUGGACCAGGUGCGGCCACGGCGACCUGGUGACGUACGACGGGCUCAAGGCCUUUGCGCGCCACGCGCUCUGCACGUCCCGCAUCCGCGUCACGCACGUCUUCGUGGGCGUCCUGGCCAAAACCCUGUUCGCCGUGCCCGGCGCCGGGGCCCUCGAGGCCGACAGCGCAAUGUGGGUGCGCGGCGACGGCCAGACGCGCGUCCUGCAGUCUCCCGGCGGUGACUCGUGGAGGAUGAACUUCACGCCCGAGGAGGACGCGGCCGCGUUCAGCGUCGCGCUCAUGACGAGCGAGCUCGGCGACAGGGGCGGCUUCUACAGGUUCUGCUCCGACACGUUCAGCCCCAGGGAGUUGAAGCUGGCGUUUGAGGAGGUGCGGCCGGGCGCCGACGUGACCUGCCGCACGCUCAUGCCGCUCGAGGCCAUCAAGAAGCUGGCCGAUGACGCAAAGGCCAAGGCCGAGGCGGCCGGGCCCGAGAUGUUUCAGAUGCAGUACGUUGCCAUCGCCGGCUUGGAAUACGGAUAUUGGAUGCCCAGCGAAAAGAUGCUCUUUGAUCCGGUCGAUGUGGCAAAGUUCCCGCAUGUGAAGAGGACGUCUGUGCGGGAGUAUAUUCGGAAGAACCCGUGGGUCUGA
Pyricularia pennisetigena is the source of this 957-nucleotide messenger RNA. RefSeq lists its product as uncharacterized. The record is from RefSeq and is a predicted model, not a curated record. Bases 1 to 957 code for a protein of 318 amino acids. Lineage: Eukaryota; Fungi; Ascomycota; Sordariomycetes; Magnaporthales; Pyriculariaceae. The transcript has a single exon.